AUGCAGACUGCUUCUACAAACAUUUGUGAAAGACUGUGCAGUAAGUUCAUCCAUGAAAUUUCCUUGCUACUAAAUAUUCCCACGGUCAACUGUUAGUGGAAUUAUAACAAAGUGGAAGCAACUGGGAACAACAGUAACUCAGCCACAAAGUGGUAGGCCAUGUAAAAUGACAGAGCGAGGUGCACGCAUGCUGAAGCGCACAAGUCAUCAACGGUCUGCAGAGUCAAUAGCUAAAGGCCUCCAAACCUUGUGUAGCCUUCAAAUUAGAACAAUAACAAUGCAUAGAGAGCUUCAUGGAAUGGGUUUCCAUGGCCGAGCAGCUGCAUUCAAG
Molecule: messenger RNA, 331 nt
Organism: Staurois parvus
Lineage: Eukaryota; Metazoa; Chordata; Amphibia; Anura; Ranidae
Source: the annotation of a GenBank genome assembly